UUGUUACAGUGGAUUUCUAUUGGCGUACGUUGUAGCGAAACAGAAGCGAACCGGACCAGUUUUAUUCAUCGUUGCCGUUGUGCGAAGGUACAUAAGGACGAUGGUGCCCCCAUUCUUCGUCAUCAUGUUCAUGUACAUGCUUCCGGCGCUGACGUCGGGACCCGAUGCCAAGGCUUACUUCGACAAGUUCUACGACGAGGUGAAGCACCACUGGAAGACGCUUCUUCUGCAAGUGGACAACUACAACCACGAGUACGAUGGCAGCGGAAGAUUGCCGAUUAUACCUCACUUUUGGUACCUGUCUCUCGACUUCCAAUUCUUCCUUGUCAGCUUGAUCAUCCUUCUAUUAUUUAAAAGCAAACCACGCUGCACAAUCGCCAUCUUCUCCAUAUUGUCGAUCGCGGGAUGCGCCGUUUCGACGUGGCAUGUAGCCGGGAAUGACACACCUCCAUUCAUCGUGGUCGUCGACGAAUCGGUUACGAACUUCUUCGAUACCAUGUACUACUACUACUUCUACCCCCACUACCACGCGGCCUGCUACUUCGCUGGGCCUAUCGCUUUCCUCCUCCUGGACGGCUUCCGGAAGCGUAAAAUAUCAAAGAUCACACAGCUGGCCAGUUGGUGCAUUGCGAUCGCCUGCGGCCUCUGCUGUAUCUUCAUGAAGCUUGGCUGGUACACCACAAAGUACCCAACGACGGAGUUUGGGAAGCUGUCUGCCACUUUCUUCGACAGACUCUUGUGGUCCAUUUUCAUGGUUUGGCUAACGCUGGCUUGCGCCUCAGGUCGAGGAGGUUUCCUGGGCAAGUUCCUGUCAUGGGGCGCCUUCGCACCACUGGCCAGACUGGCAUUUGGCGUCUACCUCGUACACAUGCCAUUCAUUCAGUUGGCGCUGCACAUAUCUCGAGAGAGGAUGAUGCUGUCUCACUUUGUAGCGGCCUCAUUCUGUUUUUCGACCCUCGCCUGGAGCUACAUCCUGAGCUACUUCCUGUUCAUAUCCUGCGAGGCGCCCAUAGGCAAACUGGACAAGCUCGUUUUCGAAGGACUGCGAGGACGAAGUACCAAAAAGGACGUGGAAGACAAGCCGCCAACGAAGAUUGAGUUCGUCACGGAAAAGCAGCAGAUCGCCAACCAGCUAGCGGAGAGCAACAACAACUGCAGCAACAGCAACGCUGAGACGACGCCCGACGAGCAGCAGCUCGGAUUACAACAGAACGGUGUGAAACCACCUGUGGAUACGGCCAGCUGCCGUCUUUGACGUGAAAGUGUUGCUUGUGCGCGCAUUCUCUUUCCUGAUGAUUUGCACUCGGACAUGUGGAGCAACAUUUUGUACUUCGCCAUCGAGCGCGUGCGGAUAUAUUUGGAACGCGUACUACGAGGACACGAACAAUGGCAGGGUGUCUCUGCAACGUACGCCACCGUGCUGGCUCUGUGGACUCAGCCUGAACACUGCAUUUGCGUGACGUAUUGUUUUUUUUUUUCUUCAGCUUAAAGUGACGCGAUACAUAAAUGUAUAAUUGACAGGGCGUAUUCGGUAAUUUUCGGAACACUGAAGUGCUUUAACUAGGUAUUCGUGCCCGAGGCAUCGUUCACCAUACAUAUCUCACUUGGAAUGGAAACAAUGUGAGUUCACCAUAAAUAUCUCACCGGGAAUGGAAACAAUGUGAGCACCCUUAUAUUAGGCCCUUCUCAGUUCCAUAAGAUCAACUUGCAACGACUUCAUAGGUCUAACGAAACAGGGGGUGUCCAUGCCAGGAGAAAAUAAAAUGGUAAUGCGUACACAGCCUCGAAACAACUAUUUGACAGCCGAUGCUCUAUAUACCAUGAGCAUCACUUUCUUCUUAGCAGUGCGCUUCCAUUUAUUUUAGUCCACAGGGAAUGAUAUCAAGGUGUUGAGGAAGCACUUGGAACUUGUUUUCCGUCCUUCUUUUUUUGUACUUGCCAGAACAAAGCUCAGCGACAUUUCAGGCGUCACGAAUCAGUGCGAUCACAACUUGGCAUACAAAAAACGUUAACUUGACAAGGUUUUUGAACAUUGUGGGCAAAUUAUGCAACGUCGCAUAGAACAAGAUGUAAAGAAAGAU
This is a messenger RNA of Rhipicephalus sanguineus (brown dog tick), 2081 nucleotides long. RefSeq names its product nose resistant to fluoxetine protein 6. Gene Ontology annotation, molecular function: acyltransferase activity, transferring groups other than amino-acyl groups. Lineage: Eukaryota; Metazoa; Arthropoda; Arachnida; Ixodida; Ixodidae. The transcript has 8 exons. The record is from RefSeq and is a predicted model, not a curated record. The coding region runs from base 101 to 1255 and encodes 384 amino acids.